Molecule: messenger RNA, 741 nt
Organism: Eptesicus fuscus (big brown bat)
Lineage: Eukaryota; Metazoa; Chordata; Mammalia; Chiroptera; Vespertilionidae
Product: keratin-associated protein 10-7-like
Exons: 1
Coding region: 1-741 (246 amino acids)
Cellular component (GO): keratin filament
Source: RefSeq, a predicted model, not a curated record
AUGGCCGCGUCCACCCUGUCCGUCUGCUCCAGUGACCUGAGCUAUGACAGCUGCACCUGCCUGCCCGGGUCCUGUGACUCUUGCACGGACUCCUCCUGGCAGGUGGACGACUGUCCAGAGAGCUGCUGUGAGCCCUCCUGCUGCGCCCCCACCUGCUGUGUCCCCAGCUGCUGCCAGCCCUCCUGCUGCACCCCCACCUGCUGUGUCCCCAGCUGCUGCCAGCCCUCUUGUUGUACACCUGUCUGCUGCACACCUGUUUGCUGCACACCUGUCUGCUGCAAGCCCGCCUGCUGCACACCUGUCUGCUGCAAGCCCGCGUGCUGCACACCUGUCUGCUGCACACCUGUCUGCUGCAAGCCCGUGUGCUGCACACCUGUCUGCUGCAAGCCCGUGUGCUGCACACCUGUCUGCUGCAAGCCCGUGUGCUGCACACCUGUCUGCUGCAAGCCCGUGUGCUGUGUGCCCGUCUGCUCUGGGGCCGCCCCCUGUUCAGCCUCCUCGUGCUGCCAGCCCACCUCCUGCACCUCAUCCUGCUGCAGACCCUCCUCCUGCGUGUCCCUCAUCUGCCGCCCCGUGUGCAGGCCUGCCUGCUGUGUGUCUGCCUCCUCCUGCUGUGGCCCUGCCUCCUCCUGCCAGCCCAGCUGCUGCCGCCCGUCCUCCUGCAUGUCCCUGCUCUGCCGCCCCGUGUGCUCCCGCCCAGCCUGCUGCGUCCCCACCUCGGCCCAGAAGUCCUGCUGCUGA